AUGAGCGCCACCGACGUCGUCUCCGCUUUCGAGGUCCACGCGGCCAUGCGCCUUUGCAUUCUCAGCUACGAGUCGCGCCAGCCCAAGGAGCACGACGGCGACUUCAAGUCCCGUGUCCUCACUGCGUUUACCUCCACGUUGAGCGCGCUCGGUGUGCCAAAGGCCAGUGACCAGACGCCGUUUAUCGAGUUCGACGGCGACAAGAUCCGCUGCAUCGUCGCCAGCAUCGGCACCGUCGUGAUCCUCUGCGUCACUGGCUCCAACACGACCCGCGAUCACGUCACCAACUGUGCGAUCGCGAGCACGCGCAUCGUCGAGGGCCAGGACGGCGACGCGCCCGCCGGCUUCAACCUCGAGGCGCGCGAGCUCGGCCUCGCGCGCGUCGCACGCGAGAUCUUGAAAGACGCGGCCGUCAGCAAGGUGGUUCUCUGCGGCCACAGCCGCGGGGGCAGCGUCGCCCAUGUCGCCCACUACAGCCUCCGCAUCAACCCCAACUACGACAACAUCCCCAGCCACAAGGUCGCGUCCGUCGCGUUUGGGUCGACGCCGUUCCUCCGACGCCAGACGAGCCUCGUGGCCGGCGACCGCUUCCUCACGUACUACACCGAGAAUGACAUUGUGCCUGCCCUCUUCUCGUCGACGUCUGCGAUCGUCGAUCGCGUGCAGAGCAUCCAGGGCGCGUGGGUGCAGCUUCUGCGGUGGUCAACCGGCAUCGACCUUGACAGCGUGCGCGCGACGGCGGCCGAGCACACGAGCCUCGUGCUCUCCGAGUAUGUCUACUUCGGCAACUGGAUCCACCUUCGCGAGACAAGCCAUGUGCUCGGCACCCGCAUUUCGAUCGAAGAGGCAUCGAACCCGGUCGAGUACAACGGCAGCGACGCCUUCAAGGCGCAGCUCCAAGCCAUGACCUCCAUCAAGGACAUGAAGAACGCGCAUGGCAUUCAAACCGCGUACGAGCGCUUCUUUACGCGCAGCAGCGUCGCGGUACCAGCCAUGGACGUGCAGCUCUCGCAACAUGUCAUGCGCGUCAUGCUCUGCGCGGCCCUCGAGUUCAUGGUGCCGUCCAAGAUGCCGCAAGACGCGCUGUGCGUCCGCCUCAACCGCGCCAUCACCGCCGCUGUCAUGCUGAGGUCCUUUGGCGAUGACAGCGUCCACGCGAUCCUCCAAGACGUUGGCGAUGAGUUGGCAGCGUACCUCGUCGUCGGUCGCCGCCUCGGUCGAGAUGACAAGACCGAGGCCGAGGUCAACGAGAGUGUGCGACUCGACAUGCAGCCGUGGCGCGACCUCAUGCAGCGCAUCCGUGCGAUCGCGCCGGCCGACACGCCCGCUGCGUACAUGAAUGCUGUGCACACGUUCAACGAGGCCAACAUUGGCCACAAGCUGCCCGACCUCGUUCUGCUGAUGACCAAUCUGCUGGCGGAAGACUUUGUCAAGAUGCAGAAGAGCCCGGCCACAUGGCCCUACUGGCUCGGCGCAGUUGCUCUGGGGGCCGUCGCUGUGGGGUGUGUCGCCGCGACCACCGGUAGUGCCGUCGAGGUGGCUGGAACCCUCGUCGGCGCCGCUGCGGCACGGUUCAGUUCGACGAAGUCGACGGGGCCAUCCUUCGGGCAACUCUUAGGAUCGCUCUUCGCCUUGUUUGCAGGCGGUUAUGGCAGCUACGGGGCCUCGUGGAGCGCGCUUGCGAUCCAUCUCAAGACCGAGUCCUUCCGCACCGCGUCAAGCGCCUACUCGGACCAGCUCAAGAAGAUGGCAUCCGCCAUGGGCCUGCAUGACGCACCGCUGACGACGCGGCUCUUGGAGACACAGCUGGCGGCAGUCGAGCUGCCCAACGAUGCGACGCAACGGCCGCUCUUCGCCGCCUUCUCGAAGGUGAUGCAGACGCUCGUCCGACUCGAAGAGGCGUGCAAAGCCAUCGUCUUUAUCGUGCUCAAUGGCGACCAGCACGUCGGCAAGUCGUGGUUCAUUCGAGCGCUCAACAGCACGCGACAGGAAGCCCGCGAGUCGAAGACAGCGCCAAGCUUCUUGCGCUACGCGCCAAUGGCCGACGACCCGACCCGGAAGGUCUACCUCAUCGACAUACCCGGCAACAACACGUUGAACGAAGUCCAGGCGCAGUACACGGCGGGCCUCCACGGCGUUGGCACCAUUGGCAUUAGCCUCCUCCAGUUUGACAAGACGCCGCACGUGUUGCCCGCGGCGGCCAUCCGCAGCGCGUUCAAUGGCUGCGACUGCGUCCUUCUCUGUCUCAACAAGGUCGCGGGGCUGGGCCUUGACCUUGCGACCGAGCUCGAAGAGGGCGAGUCGCCCAUGAUCCCACCCAUCGUCGAUACGUGGCGGCAGCAGUUGGAGCUCGACGGCAUCGAUUUCUCGAGCGGCAAGUUUUACCUCAUGGCGACCGAAAUGCACGGCUCCAGCAAGGCAGAGACCUCGAAGAUGACUGCGCGCCAACGCAGCCGGUUGAAGGAGGACAUUGAAGACAACCUGGAAGCGGUCCGCGUCAACGGCGGCCAAACCAAAGAUGACGUCGUCAACUGGAUCCGCGACCAGGUCGACCGCAUCAUUCAGUCCCGCUCGUCGUCGUAG
Saprolegnia parasitica CBS 223.65 is the source of this 2583-nucleotide messenger RNA. RefSeq lists its product as hypothetical. The coding region runs from base 1 to 2583 and encodes 860 amino acids. Gene Ontology annotation, biological process: lipid metabolic process. The record is from RefSeq and is a predicted model, not a curated record. NCBI's taxonomy places the organism in Eukaryota, Oomycota, Saprolegniomycetes, Saprolegniales, Saprolegniaceae. The transcript has a single exon.